This is a messenger RNA of Protopolystoma xenopodis, 192 nucleotides long. Lineage: Eukaryota; Metazoa; Platyhelminthes; Monogenea; Polystomatidea; Polystomatidae. The record is from the annotation of a GenBank genome assembly.
AGGCGACAUCUGAGGCAUAAAGUGGCCGCAGCCUGUCUCGAUUCUGGACCCGAGGGUGGGCUGCAGCCUCCCGACGGUGGUAGAGAUGGACUACCCACCGAGACCACUUGUCAUGGCGACACUCCGAGAAAUUGGUCCUUCUCGGCCGACAUGUUAGGGGCAGGUCGAGGCCUGGUUACUUUAGUUGAUUAA